Molecule: messenger RNA, 20352 nt
Organism: Porites lobata
Lineage: Eukaryota; Metazoa; Cnidaria; Anthozoa; Scleractinia; Poritidae
Source: the annotation of a GenBank genome assembly
AUGGCGGCCAUGUGUAAUCGAUGUGCAAGAAAACUGUACUAUGUUCGUACACCUCUGUACCCCUCCGUAAGGUAAAAUGUUCAUCUAAUGCUUUUAAAGCUAAAUAUAACUCUGAGCUUUAAUUCAUCUUUAGGUGGAAGGAUAUGUAGGUCAAGAGUUUUUGUAGAUUGCUUUCGAAAAGGGACCCAAAGUUGCUGUCAGCUGACGUACUGUUCGAUUUUGUUGAACCUCCCUUGAGCUUACCAUUAAGCUUACCUUUCAAAAAUAUUGUCAUUAUAUCCUAAAAAUCUUGCCUCUUAGCAAUCCACAUAAUGUAUGUCCACAAACGGAACACAGCAAUUUAGCGCUGUGGCUAGUAGCAUUUUCUUGCUAAUCUAAGAGGGCUUCUAAGAGGCUGUUCUCUCUAUCUUGCUACUUGCCAACAUGAUGUAAUUUAGGGGCCGACCAUUUAACUCUUAAGGGAGGGGGUUUUUUGAAAAAAAAAUUUCAGAAGCACUAAUUAAGCAUUGAAUGUAAUAGUUGGGAAAAAAAAGAAAAAAAUAUCCUGCCCACCAGAUUGCUUUCCUGAUGACCAGAAAUAUAAAGGUUAAAUGGUCAAUUCUCUUUUUCCCCCAGAGCACUAAUUAAGAUUGAUUGUUGUUGAUUGUAGUUGUUGAAGAAAUAUAAAGGCAACAAUGUUAAGAAUCAUUGAUCAGUUACUGUAUUGUCAGGAAGCCAUAAUUAGGACGAAUAUUAAUGAGCGGCAUCACAAACACCUUACUACCUGUAUUUCAUGUACUGGUUAAACUACAGAACACAGGGUCAUUUAUUACUAUAUUACUAAAUCACAAAAGCAUUUGUUGUUUAAUGACUCAUUCUUCAAAGCCUUCCUGCAACUAGCCAAGGUGGAACUGAGUGACCCUGUAUUGUGAACUGUAGUUGCUUCCAUGAACUUGUGCAUGUAGCCAAUGGCAGAACUGUUGCAUACUGGAAAAUUGGAUUGUGCAAUACAGUUCACCUGAAAUUAUACGCAAAUGCUUUAAUUGGUAGAUCGGUUAUGCGUUAGGAAGAUACUUAUUUUUUCUUCUUCUGCAAGUGCAAUAAGCACACGUCAUGUUUUUGUGUUCUCUCAUUAACCCUUUAAUGAACAAACCAAGCUGUUAUUGCAACAUUUUAUAAUUGUAUCUGUCAAAACUGUGAACAAAAUCCUGUGAUGUUACUGUUCAAAUGAAAUGUCUUUGGUAGAACUUUUGCAUACAUGGUACCAAAGCUGUCAUUAAGGACCGUAACCUGUAACACCUGUUACGGCUGAGCUCACUUGAUGUUACAGGUGAUCAAAGUGGAAAGCAAAAGCAGUGCUGUGGCAAGGUUAGAUUUAUUAGGGGGCGCCAAUCAUGAGCGCCGAAGACGCGAGCUGCUAGGGGGGUCCGGGGGCAUGCUCCCUCGUAAGAUUUUGAAAUGUAGGGUCUUUGAAAUAGCAUUUUCAGCCUUCCGAGAGCAUGAUUUUCCUUUGUUGAAGCCAUAAAGAAAUAAUUUUCACGCUUUAUCGAACCGAAAUGAACACAGUGAACAGAAGAGCAGCAUGAAGAGCAUGGCCGCUGACCAAAUUAAACGUGCCUGUCAAAAUUAUUCGGGGAGCCCAAGCCCCCCUCGGCCCCUCCCCAUGCUACGGCACUGAAAAAGUGGCACUAUAAAGUUUUGUGAGAUGUUACAGGUGAAACAUCAUUUGCUAUGGUUGCUUCAAAACUUAAUUACAGCCUUGUUGGUACUGUUUAUUUCUUACCAGGAUUCACAAAAUGAAAUUUGUUUAAAUUUUUUGUAGCUUUUUUUCUUUUGCCCACUAUUUGGAAAGAAAGGGUUAAAUUUGAAAUAAAUUAUGUAUUGAGAUUAUUUUCUUUCAGACUAUUAUGCACAGCACCAUCCAAGUCACCAUCAUUCGAAGUCAGUGAAGAACAAAGUGAGUUCAGACUUACUGUUACUCUGUUCUUACUAGUAUCACAAGCAUUUAAGAUUCCCUUUACACAGGGUCAAAGUUUUGUUGUACAUGUAAGGCAAGUUUAAAAAAGCCAGCAUUGACUGCAUUAUUACAAGGAAGCUUUUGUCUGUUUCAGGUAUUGGGACCUCAUAUGCCAAGAAUAGGUAAGUUAAUUGAUGUUAUAUAGUUACUGUAGUGAAUACAUGUUACAAUGCACUGUAAGCUUCACUAUCAUAUACACUGUUGUUGAGAUUAAUUUAGAAUGAAAUUUACAAAGCAUAAGUUGGUACAUUUUAAAUAGCCACAAAGUAGUAAUAAACUUUGAUUUUAGUUUACAUGCAUACAAAUUAUUUUACAACUUAUUUUGAGCAUCUUCACCCAUGUACUGUCUACGGUUUAUUCAGGUAUGAAAAAAGCAUGAUUGAUCUGAGAAUCUGAGAUUCAUCGACAUCCUUUCAUUGAUCAUCAGGUUCCGCUAUAUAUCUGAAAGCCAGUGAACAACAGCCGCUCUGCACUUCUUAUUUAUCCAGUUCCCUGUUUCUUUGUGAUUCAAAAGCCAAUUAAUGAGGCUUUAAGAGUUUUCAAAGUUGAUUUGUAGGCUGAAAUGGGUUUACACUUUAUACUACCAGUAUGUACUCUUUGUAAAUGUGUCUUGUUACAAAAACUCAAAAUUAAUGUCAGUUAUGUUGUCAAACUACAUUACAUGUGGUACAGAUUAUUUUUAUUUUGAACAUCUCAAAUUAUGGUGGCAAAUUUGGAAAAUGUGGCCUUAUUAGGAAAGUUUGAUAUAGUUUUUGACAAUAGGAGUAUUGCUUUAUUUCAGAGAUCCUCUGGCUGUACUUAAAGCUCUGGCAUCAACUGUAAAACCAGUAUGUACUGUUAUUAUUAUUUUUAAAAGAAUCCAUGAAUAUGUCAACUUUAUUUAAUGCCCUAGCUGCGAUACAUUUUUGUUUUGUGUCCUUUUUGCAGGCACCUAAUUUACCAAAUCCUGAGUUUAUUGAAGACAUGUUCUUGUUACCAAGGUCCAAAGCUAAGCAGGUUUGUUUAAAUUAAUUAUACUCAUUACCAGGACUUAAAGUUUUGUAUAAGCAAGGUGUAUAUAAAACAAAAUUCCAUGGCUGACAAGGUGGCGAAAUUUAAGGUGCUAACAUACAUUUUCGACUGCCUGUCCUGACUAGAGCUUUGAUCAAUAUUCACUUUUGUUUUUGUUGUGUAGGAGGCCUGUUUAAUGGCAAAACAGUCGGGGCGUGAAGCAGCAGCAUUUGUUAUUUCUAGAUGUCCCGAGAUGUUUCCUCUGAGAGAACCAAAUCCUGUAAGUUUUUUGUUAUUGUUAGAGGUAUGUGAAGUGAAUGUUAGACACUGUACAAUUUCCUGUUACAUAAAGGUGUACAUUAUUAUCACUCCUUACUAGAAAAAUAACUUGUCAUGGAAAAGAGCCAGGUGGGUCAGGGUUCCAUUUGUACAUGAAUUGUUCAAUAUACCUUUGAAGUUAUAAUAAACUAGUUACAGAAUACCAGGUAUGGAUUUAUUGAUCACUGUCAAUCAUAAAAGAAUCUCUUUAUCCACUUUAAUCUUAGUGUACUGAUGAUCUAACUGAUGAAAUCCCAAACUCUAUAGUUCUUGCCCCAGUUGUUCAGAAGGUGGAUAAUAUAAUCACUGGAUAAAUCACUAUCCAGUGGAUAGUGCAAUUAGUUUUCGUAAUACUUCUCCAUUGGAUAGCGAUUUAUCCGGUGGAUAGCGCUAUCCAACUUUUGAACAACCGGGGCCUUGACUCUUGUUUCCAUGGUAGAUGUGGAUCACAGAGGACCUGGUUAAAAAAGUUACUGAUGUAAAAACUGAAAAAGAUUUAAAAGGUGAGUUUACAAUCAAUGUGUGACAUGACAUGUUUCUUGUGUGGUCAAGUUCAAGAGUGAAUGGGUUAAGAAUCAUAAUUUCCCCAAGCAGUUUUAAUGUGAAUUAUUUAACUCACACAACUUUGUUUUGCUUCAUUCAGUUCAGCCCACAUGAAUUUCUAGAGCUACUGUAAUUAUUAUUGUUUCCCAAACCUAUUUUACUUUCAGGCCAAGAACUGAAUAAAUUUGCCAAGCUGGUAGUAAAUAGUGAACAAAUCAAUAUCAUAGCCAUGUGUUUUACCUUUUUAAGAAUAUUUGUAGUUAGAAUGCAAAACAUUUUUCAUUAGUAAUCAAUCUCGCUUGCCUUAAAAGUUACUGAUGACAGUCUGUUCAGGAUCGGGCUGUCAUUAUGAUGUUUGCGGUGGUAAAUGUUUUAUUUGUUUACAGCUGUUUUGCAUAACAUGCGACCUGUGUUGUAAAACUUUUUCGGGACUUUGGGUUUUUCUUCUACGCCAAUCAAACUGUUGCCAUAUAUAUAACAUCCAAUACUUGCUUGUCUAAUAAAGGCAGCAAUAUCGAGCAGAAGCUGCAGAAUUAAAUGUUGGCGGGAACAUACUGAUUUGUUUUCAUCCCUCCUACACCAUAUCUGUGUUUAAUCUUCUGGAUUUGGCAGCUCAAUAGGAACAAUUUCACCUUGGGAAUCUAAACUUGCCCUACUUCAGUAAGAAGGUAGAAAAUCUUAAGAGCUCUGAAAACAUGAAAACACGCAAACUCUAAAGUUCAAAAGCAAAAAACCUUCAAACACAGAAACACAUAAAACAGAUCGAAUUCACCAGAAUCACUAAUCGCAAAUCAUCACCUUUUGAACCCUUUGAAGUAAACUUCUGUUUCCUAAGAGGUCCGCUAAGAAAGUACCGAGCCUUCAGAUUUUGAUUGACAUCACAGAAAAACCCAAAAUCCAAAGACAUUUUUGGCAUUCUAAUCUACAGUAUUGUUUGCAGGUUUUAUCAAAGUACACGAUGCUAGGAAUGCUAUCCUGUCUUAUGAAAGUCUCAAAGAGCAAGGUUAGGCAUUUUAAAAUGUUUUAAUUACUACUUUUGUAAAAAAUUCUUGAUCAACGUUGUUUUAUCAGCACCACUCUCUUUCUGACUGUAUGUCAUUUUAAACAGUACACGUGUGCUGUAGUUGAAUACAGCUAUUUCGAGAAAGGUUGUCGGAAAAAGUACACGCGGUGAUCCCAAAAGGUAUGGUGGAUGGUUUUGAGUUCACUGUUCUGCAAAGAAAUUUGAAAGAAAGACACGGGAGGUCAUGGAUGUAUGUUUGUGAGUGACCAUGUGCAUUGAUUCCUUUAGUUCUGUCCUUCUACAAGAUGUUUGUAUGUCUCUCCUUCUUAUCUUGACCAACCUACAUAGCCCCAGUUGUUCAAAAAGAAGAUACAGUUGUAGUACAUGUACAUGUAUGUGCUACAUUGUAUCCAACAGAGUGCUUUCAGUUAAAGAGAAUAGCUAUUUGUCUGUCUUAUUCUGUUAGGGCCAUAACAAAAUGGUAUAUUCCAGUUCACUUGAUAAAGAACGAAGAAGACUUUGGGAGAUCGCAAAUGGAACAGUCUUCCUCUGCCAAUAAGACAAAACAUCAAUCGCUCCAAAACAUAUUUAUUUAAGAAGGCAUUAGAUUAUUUAUUUAUUUAUUUAUUUUUUUUAAAUAUUGUAAUUUUACCGGGUAAUUUUACUGGUUUUUAAUUUAGUUAUUAAUAAUAUUGUAAUGCGCUUUUGAGUAUUUUUAUAGAAAAAGCGCAAUAUAAGUAUUAAAUAUUAUUAUUAUUAUUACUAUUUUCAAUUCUGUUAGGGCACAAAUGUACAUUCCAGUUCACUUGAUAACAAACCCAACCAAAGCUCCAUACAUGUUAAUACUUGCCAACUUUUUCGGAGUCAAAUGUAUGAGAUUUUCAUUUUUAAAAAUGUCCCAGUGACUUCCAAAGAUUUACGAUGAUUUUCCAAAGACUUCCAAACAUUGCUGAAAAUGUCCAAAGAUGUUUUGGUGACCUUGGAGCAUUCUUGAAGCUAUUUAAUUUAGCAUGUUGUGAUACAGUUAGGACGUAAAGUCAUCAUUAAGCACCUUCUGGAAUAUUUUAACGAAAAUUGAGUUGAAUUUUCAUUAUUCACCGUAUUUUAAAGAACAAUUUGCUUCCUUCCUUUUUGUGUUGUGGUGCAAAUGAUGCUUACUUGUCCUUGACCAUUUAAGAAUACCCUCCAUUGUUACUACAUGCAUGUCCCCCAAUACAUCAAUAGAACUAAAUGAACUAUGAUAAAAUUUUCUUUUCCUAUUCUUUCACACAAUUUUGUGGCAAGCACUGUGAACAUAUACAGAUGUACUUGUAAGUUUAUGUCUUUGAUCUUGGUGAUGUGUGUGUCAUAUUUCAGGAGUUGAAGUAUCACUGAACACUCAGAACCAGCUACUGGAUCUUGCUGCCAACCAGUUGGGAAACAUACCAGUGGAAUUAGUCUUAAAACCUAAUAUGGUGUGUGUCAAACAAUUUAUUCUCAACAUCUCUUAGACUAUAAACAAUGAGUGUUGAGGCAGUUGUGGAACAGAGGGGAGGGAGGAAUGGCUGGGGCUGUGGUGGUUAUCCAGACCUCAAGGUGGGUGGGGCCUCCCUUAUAUCCAGUUCCAAGACUGUCAUUAAGAGGCGAGGGCUGGGGAUUUCCCCUGGCUACUUUCUUUGGAAAAUAGAAGAAACAAAGCACCAAAAAAAAUCCUUAGCUGUUUUAUUUCCUGCCUACUUGUUGUAAUUACCUGGCAACCUGAAAUCUUAGUGACAUCCCUGCAGCUCCUAAAAUUAAUUGAGGUUCCAGACUUGCCAUUACCCCCAAAAGGCAAAAAAUGCAUAAUGGUGAGAUUCUGUACCUAGAGCUGGGAAAAGGAGUGAGAAUUGGGUGAAAAGACGUGAGAUGUCCCAAAUUUCCUAGUGGAAGGACUUUCAGUGGAGAUUACUAGUAUUGGAAGUCACUGCAUCACUUUAAAGCUGGAGGAGUAAACAUCACAAUCAAUUUUACGAUUUAGGUUUUGUAAUUUCUAUGUUUUGUUGGUGCCAUUUUGAAACAAGAAACUGGAAGUCUGCACAUUUGGUGGCAACAGCAAGUCGCGAGAGGCUUAAAGAAUGUAAUCAAACGCAACCAAGAUUUUUUUGGAGAUUGACUUUUCGAGAAAGUGUGAGAAAUCAGUUGCCAACUUGUGAGAGUGUGAGACCGGUCCUAAAAUUGUGAGACUGAUGACAAAGUUGUGAGACUUGCCAGGUCUGAGGCUCUUAAGAGAUCCUUCAAACAAUACUUAUUGCUUGCCUUUUCAAUGUAGCAACCCAAAAGGAACUUGCCCCCUGGCAGAUAGUUCACAUUGUUUGUUAAAGAUAUAUUUCAUUUUUGUUUGCUGCCCUAGAUUUCUUGCCAUACUGGCUUUGAGAAAAGGGAGUACAUUUUUAAAAGUGAAGGCAAUCUAAAAACUCUACAAGUUGCAAAUGGUUUUCUAUAACAUCCUGCCUAAUGGUAAACACAGUACAGACUCUUUGGAAUUACGGUGUAUGAUAAGUGUUGUGCAUUGUAAAUGUUAUGUCCUGGACUCUCUAAAAUGUUUCCCUCACCUGCUAUCUGGAGUCAACAAAACACAUUCAGCAUUCAAGGAUGUUUGUUUCACUUAUGCUUUGUCAUUCUUGCAGGAAGAAAUAAAAUUUGAUGAAAAGAUGCAGGGCGGUGAUCCUGAAGAAGACAAUAUAGAAAGUGUAGAUGAUGUUACUGGUUCAGAUCCAGAUUUAAUACAACAAGAGGUGAUUACUUAUUAUUUUUCUAUUCAUUUAUUUCUAAAACUUCAAAUAGUGAUUGAAAAGAAAAUUCUCUCUGAGGUCCCAAACAACAUGGGAAGGUUCACCAUCUGAUCAUUCAUAAUUAUUUGGCUGUAAUAUAUACCACGGCAACAUUUCGUUUUCUCCGUUUGUCUCUCCUAGGGGAUUCCCAUAUGAAAAGCAUAGAAAUUCUCAUUAGGAAAAAAAAGAAUUAAACCCCCAAAAGGGUACUAGGCAUAUCUCAGGCUUUAUUUGACCCCUCAGGGUCACCAAACACCCACAUGUAUGGUCUUAAUUUGUAUUUUUUGUGCACAGCAUAUCCUUAUUAAAGAGAUUUUGACUGUAGUUAGAUGUAUUAGAUUUGGUUUAUUCAUCCUCUUGUAGAAUACUGGUAAAGCAUCUAGUGAGAUGCUUGCAAGCAAAACUGUGACACCUGAGUGGAGGUAAAUAGAAUAUUAAAAAUAAUAGUGAAGUAAUGUGAUUACACCCAUAAUUACAUCUGUCACAUUUUCAUUAAUCUCCAUCGUCAUUAAUAAAUAAAUGUAAAAAUCUUCUGAUCAAUCUAUAUUAAUGGUGCUACAAAUACAAAAGGUUAUUAUUAAAAAGAACAUUUUGGUGUUCCAGAAAAUCAUUCCAUUAUGUUUGUUUGAGGCAGUCUGAUCAUUUUUUGUGAUGAUCUGUUAUUUUUAUUUGUAGUGUACUGCGUGAUGGUACAUGUAGCAAUAGAUAAUUUACUGAAGAAAUAAAGUUGCAUGAUUUCUUAAUGAAAUAAAAGCUUUUAGGAGGACAAGGCAAAACAAAAUGUGAUAUUGUCUUUACAGAAAUGAUAACUAUGCUAUGCAGAUGUUUCAAAGUAUGACAACCAAAAAUGCGACAACGUAUGAAGCUAUGAUUCUUGGAUUUAUAAAGGUGUGGUAUUUCCUGAAAGCUAAAUAAAAAGAAGUGUAUAAUGUACAUUGUAGGUGGUGUGGUUUAAAUAACCCUUCUUUUUCAACUUUUGACAGAUGCCAAUUAGAGAAUUUGAGUAUCACUGUUUAAAGAGCACUUUAAAAAUCAGUUAGUACAUGUAAUCGUGCCAAGUUUGAAAAUAAUAUUAUAUAUGUCAGAAACAAAGCUCCACAAGGUCACAAAGUUUACAGACAUUUGUGCGGUGGGGGACUUAAAAAGUGUUUCCCUUGACUCCACCUCAGAAAACAUUGAAUUCUCGGGAAACAAGAUAUCUUUUUUUUCCUUAGUCAGGACCCUGUGUUAAUAAGAUUCUAACAAGAUACUUUUCUCAUUUACAGUAUCGAUGUUACCGUGAUGCAUAUGAUCUCUUCAUCGAAAUGCGUGAUCAUGGCCAUCAAGGUGAGCACUCUGGUUUUCCACCUUUCUCAAAACCCAACACUUACUUUCUAAAUUCCAAUGGAAUAUUCGGUAUAGAACUCGUGAAGCUUUUCAGAUGGCUUUUACAGUGCUCCUUAGUCACGGUUGUGCUCUAAGAAAAAUUGAAUUGAGCCAAGUGCUCUAAACCUGUGAAAUCCAAGGUGCCCCCGUGUGUGAUUUCUAUGAAAAAACUAAGAUUUUCUAGUGACUGGGGCAAAAGUUAGCGGCCAGGAGCCACUGGGCACUGCAAGUACACAGCCCUGGAAAGUGUUUCGCGGAUGAGCAAAUGGGCAAUUUCCGGGUCGCCCCAAGCCUCUGUUUCAAACUGAGGCUAAGUGCGAAGCUAUUGAUAUGAAAAUGAUUGUUUAUUCUCAUGCAAAUGAGACUCAUUUUCACAAAAAAGGUUUUGCACUUAGCCUCGUUUUGAAAGUGAGAGUUUAGCCUAUUUCAUUUACAUUUUUCACAUUUACAUUUAAACUGAGGUAACUGUUACAAAGAUAUUAAGGAGCUUAACCAACGACGACGGCGACGGCAACGAGAACUCAAAAAAAGUUAUAGGGUUAGAUUGGCAAAACAACAACUUUGCACGUGCAUCACGCUUUUCUGUACAUUUCUUAGCCGUCGUUGCACGUCUACAACGUGAAAGUGCCUAAUUUCACGUUUUCUCGAGGACGGGAAUAGGAGACAACAACUUUCUUUUUCUUUUCCUGAACUUUGAUACAGUCCCUUCAAGUCCUUUCCAACUCCAAAAAAUGUGCUUACAUGUGACGAAUUAAACGAGAUGAAAUAAGCGCGAAAAAGUUUGAGGCAGCGCGAAUUCACAUUUUAAGUGACAUUCUCGUAGCCGUCGCUGUCGUUGUUGCUUAAGCUCCCUAACGUUACUAAGCUUUAACGUUUUUAAUAUUGUAUCACACUCUAUGUUAGUAUAUUUACUUAGUUUUGGUAGUGUCAGGCGCAAAAAGGGGAGCGAGGCGGGGGGAGGGUGGGAAAGUUAACAAGAGGGAAAAGGGGUGCCAUGCAGGCCAUUAUGGAUCUAAUUUUCUUACUUUCUAUUUAAUUAGGCAGUGAUCAGCUCAUUUCUUAUCUAUUUAUACUUGCAUUUAUUUUUAUGUUAUUUUGUUUUCCGGUAGCUUCGCUGUUUACAUACAACUUGCUGUUCAAGGCAAUUUCAAGAUCUAAUUAUAUUGAUUCAAAAUGGGAAAAAGCACAGGUUGGUUUAAGAGUUGUGUGAUAUUUAGUAAAAACUGCAAUGGCGACUUGUCACCCUCCUGGUCUGUAUAGUUCAUAGUGAAAUGAAUAUUACACAUUAUAAAGUUUGAGGUGAACAGGUCCGAGCUGUAAAGAGUGAAAAUAUCAAUACUGUCACGUCGGUUAAAUCUUUUGGUUUUCCCAAGAAUUGUCUGAAUGUCUUAAUGUUUUUUUUUUUUUUGGAGAAAAAUCUUCCGAAAAAUUAUCCAAACAUUGACGCACCAUUCGUAAACGUUUCUUUCAUGUUAAACUCAAAGAGAAAUUCCCUAUCCCUAAGCGACCAUGCUGACUAAGAAAUCAAAUAUUAUGAAAAUGAUUAAUACUUCUGUUUUCGUUUCUUUUCUUUGACAGGGUUUGGUGAAGAGUAUGGGUGAAGAGCCUGUUGUCUUGCCCAACCUUAGUAAGUGUAUACCCCUUAAAGGGGCUUUAUCACGUUUUUUGCCAUUUUUUCAAAAAGCUAAAACGCGUCUUCGCAUCAAUUCAGUGUCCGGGACCAGACCAACACUCAGGGUUUUAAAAUAACGGAGAAUGAAGGCACUGCCUUUGCCCUGCGAGCGACUAGACCUUCGCGUGGCUCGGAUGACCACUUCAAACAGCGGUCCCGUCUUCAGUGGAGUCGUAAAAAUAUUGUCCGCAAUUAUUUAUUUACUUUCCUGUUGAACACAACACUCAAAUGAAGUGCAUUUUUAUUUUAUUUUAUUCAUUUAUUUAUUUGUUUUUGUAGAAACCUAUAACGCUCUCAUGAAAGUAGCUGUGGUAAGCGCAAAUGAAGAGAUUUCGGCUACUGAACUAGCGUUUGGUUUGAUCAGAGAUAUGAUGGCUGCUGGACUGGGUAAGCUAUAAAAUAAAUUUCCUUAAUUAGUUUAUUGAUUAAUUUAUUUAUUUAUACAGGAACAUUUGGUUUAGCAUGAAGCUGAUUUAAACAGAGUCCUUAUGGUACGAGUUACACUUUAGAGAUCCGCCAUUGAGUCUUAGCCGUCUUUUAGGGAGUUCAAUUGAGAUAAAAUCAUUAACGAAUGAAAAAUCCUGUCGCCUUAUGGAAGUGCCUGACUUUUCCUAAAACAUUUUCAUGCAAAUUCUGCGGAAGAAAUGUAUUGUUUUGUCACCAAUAUUUCCGCCUUUUCACGCGGUUGAAAUUCAAAAAUUACAGGUAACAGAGGGAACACUGGCUUAGGGUGUCCGCCGUGAAUAUCGUGUUUUGCCGUACAGAUCCGAACUUAUUUAUUUAUCCUAAACUUGUUCGAAAAGCUAAUAACAUGUUUCCUAUAAAUUUGUUCUGUAUACAUUGCACACAAGGGCAGUGCCGGAUCCAGACUUGGAGAUAAGCGGGAUGGGGGGGCAGUCUCCAAAAAAUUCUGUUCAGUUUGGUCUAAAAAUGAGGGGGGGCGGCCCCCCGGGCCCCUCUCCUGGAUCCGCCACUGCACAAGGGCACGCAUUUCCCACCAAAAGAAGCUUUCCACGUAGGCAUUUUUAGGGAACGUAUUAGAGGAAAUACGACUCCACUAAAAACGCCUGCGUGAGAGGCUGCACCAAAGGGUUUGGAUAUUUGUUUUGAACUAAGCCUUUGUGCUCUACAGCAACUUUGUUUGUUUGUUUGUUUUCAAUGCAUUGACUCUUCAGAGCCAUCAAUGGAAACCUACAAUCAGUUGCUUCGAGCUGAGUACAUUAAGUAUUGGGAAACCAAGAAACGAAAACGAUUGAAUGAUGGUAAGUUUUUUUAAAACGGAAAUCACCAUGCACCUACAGACUGUACUCACUGACUUAAAAAACCAGUCAUGGGGCCUUACAACGCAAAGCAUACCAUGAAAAUCGAUUUUCUAACCAAGACGUCAUCGCCCGCACUAGCAGCCGAAGAGGUCGCAUUCCAACCCUGGUUGUUCAAUAUCCACUGCGUAAAUCUCUAUCCAGUGCAGUCAGUUUUGCUAAUACGUAUCUAAUAGACAGUGAUUUACUGACUUUGUAGAAUUAGACAACUUUUGAACAACUGAGGCGUGCGCUGUCUGGUCGGUCUAUAAUUCGGGUUGCUAACAUCAAGUGCUCUUUCAUUUACCCUAAGACGUCUGGCAGGUCAUGUAAUCAAUACCAGUAAGUAAUUUUAUCACUUGCUUGAUUUUUUUCAGAACCUCGAAUGAGGAUGAUGAUAAGUCCCGAGGUACUGAACAAAGUCAUUACACAUCUGGAAUCGUUACCUCAACUGCCGCCCCUACAAGACCCAGAGGAUGGUAGGCAAUAAUUCUUAUUUAAAUGUGAUUUGCUGAGGCUCCUAAAUUGUCCUGUACUGUCAGAUUGUGCUGUACGAAAUUUAUGGGAAUUCUAUGGUGAGAUUGGCCCGCUGCGUUAAUACCGAGGUCAAGUCAUAAAAAUCACGUUAAAUAUGACACACCAAUUAGAUCUUAAAGGCAAAAAGCCGUACAACUACGGAUUCAAGUGCGGCACUCAACGCAGCCUGCGUAAACCAAAUGAUGAUGUGCUUUUGUCUUAGUCCUGGUAGCAAUGUGAUGGAUACCGUGCAGUUUGAUUCUCUUUCUUUUCUUAUUUCAGCGUUUUUCUUCCGUACAGCAAUGAGUGCGGUAGGUCAUCUUCUUUUUAAAAGUUAAGUUAAAACACGGUUGCGCUGAUGUUCCCUUAGGAAAGCAUGCAAGACGCAACCCUCUCAUACCCUUUUUUACUCCUCUGUGGAAUUUGACUGUGCUCAGCUGUCCGUUUUCAAUUCUUUUAACUUCGACGCACUUAGCUGACAAGAAACAAAGUACCUGUAGUCACACUGAAACCGCUUUCCUUCCCGAAAGAUGCAGAUUGACUUCUCAAACACAUUACAUUUCUCCCACAUUCGUGUGUUAUGAGCUGGCAGGACAGAGAAGAAGUCUCCCGCUCAUGUAGCAAUUUCAAAAGUUAUUGAAUAUUGAUUCAUCUUCUGGUUUAGUUUCUUAAAGGAUCUUCGUAAGACAUCCCUGCAAAUGUUCCUCUCUGUCUGGUUAUUGUUUCCUUGCAUGGUAUUGUCUGAUUUGUUUUACUAAUUCCUUUCAACUGGAUUAUUUGAUUUCUUCAAGGCUCUAUUAUGCGUCGAUGUCAAGCUAGCAAUCCGUAUAUACAACCUGGCAGAGAAACAAAACAACCCAGCUUACCUCAGUGAAAAACAGGCUCCAUUUUAGUAAGUAUGCAUGGAGCUAGUGCAGUGUUUAGCGCGCGUUGAAACCAGCAUGCAAGCAGUGCUAAGGGCAAUUAAUUACUAAAUUAAUUAGGAUAUUUGAGUCGUGAAAGGCCGACUUUAUAACGUUAAGUGGCCUCAGUAUCAUAGACACUACCUUAAAGCUGAACAUUUAAGAGCUAGCCAUUUGCUUGGUAAGACUCACUUGACAACAGGAAUAGCCAAUAGGAAUAGCGUUCGUGGCCAAUGUUUUAUUAUUACUAUUUUUUUUUACUUAAAUUCUUUUUGUACGGUGAGCAGUACUUAGUCGUUAGGACAUUAUAUUUUACUUCACUUUAUUUGUUUAUUUAUUUAUUGAAUUUAUUUAUUCCAUUUUAUUGGCAGCUCGGCUUUUCUUCUGACCCUAACAACAGCUGAAGCUGAUUUCAAUCUCCUGUACAACUAUUACAAAGAAAUCGUACCAGAUGUAAGUUAAAUGGGUUUUCUCGUUGUUUUUAGCAAAAACGUUUAUGGAAAAAAAAGGAAAAUAGCUAGUUCUUGUAGAUCUGUGUCUGUAUUUGGUUCUUUCACCACAUACUAAUUUCAAUUAAUAUUUGUUUCAUACUAUUCCUUAGAAAUUUAGACCAAAGGAACACAUCUACACUUCUCUGUUUAACUUAGCAAGCAGGACCAACAACCCGGGAGUUGUGAAGAGAUUCUAUGAAGGUGACUUGCAUGUAUUAAACUAUUUUGCCAUCAUCAGAAAUCAUUAAUUUCCUCUUCACUAGAUCGUCUACUUGCUAGCGCUGUUUGCCAGAAAACCAUUCUUCGUCUCUGGCUGCUAACACAAAGGAUGCCUUUGAUUAUUCAACUAAGGUGAUAAUCAGCCUUUCUGUUGUGCUUGUAUUUAACAGACAUGCGCACACAUCGAGUACAGCUGACCACUACUGUAGCCACAGCUCUGUUUAGAGCACUUGGAGGAACAACAGAUCCUGAGGUCGGUUAAUUGUCAAUAAUUGUGUCUCAAUUCAUCAGUCAAUGUUCAGGAUAAGGAUACGACUUCGGCGUUAACACUCAGACAUUAGAGAUAUUAGAGAGAUUAAGCAUGGCGUUUACAGCAAACGGCAAACGUGAAUUUGUAGCCCGUGACCAAGUUUUCCAUCUACUUGUCGUUUGCUGUUCGUUAUAACUACACGAAAAUCGGUAGUUUCCCGCCAAUUCUAUCCAUAAGAAUUGUUUUAAGCUGUUUUUAUCUACUCAUUACUCAUUUUGAAACUUUCUCAACUUGAAUCUCACGUUUGCCGUUUGCCGUACUGAACGGGUUGCUUAAUCUCUCUUUUUGAGUCACGCAAACUUCAGAUUCAAGUUGAGAAUUUCUAAAAAAAGAAAAUGAGCUGAAAAAAAAGUCUAAAACAAUUCUUUUGGAUAAAACUGUCGUGAAGCUACUAAUAUUUGUGUAGAAGUAAUGAACAGAAAACGACAAGUAAAGGCAAAAUAUUGCUCAGGUGGUACAAAUUUACGUUUGCCGUUUGCCGUAGACAUGACUCCAAAUCUCUCUAUUGUUUACUCUCUCCUCCGCAGAGGUUCGCCCUGGGAAAAAAAUCAAAUAUGAAAGUAAUUUUAAAAGAUAGUUGGCGCGUGUUUUUGGUCAACCCGCGCUUUCUUUUCCCCUCUCCCCAGCCUCCUUACGUCGCAAAGGGGCCAAAGGGACCUGUGUUGAGGAGACAGCCUUGUGUACAAAUAACUCGUAGGAUACCCACAAACAACACUACGCAGACUCAGUAAAGUGCAGAAAAAGAAACCUUUUGUCAGGAAAUAAUCGGAAGGAAUGGAUUAGAGGGUCAUUGUGCCUGCGAUUAUUGUCCGUUGCUUUGCUUGCGUCGUGGACAUUUACUAUGCCGGACCUGUCUUGGGCCUUAAGCCCAAAUAGGUCUGUCUAUAGAAUGUGGAAAAAUUGGUUUUGCCAUCUAAGGUCUCUAAGGUGACUGGUAAUUCAAAAGCUGGCAUUUUCAGGGCUAACCUUUUAGGCAUGGUAAGUCCCUGACUGUGGUCAACGCCAGUCUUAACGACUGACCAGUCACGAGGAGCUAGCGAUCGAAACACUGUCUUUUGCCAUUUUCAGUUUAGUUCCUAUUUUCAUAGUUUCUUCAUGAUUCUGUUGUAUAGCAUAUCCCGUCAAACCUCUCUACAAUGCUCGACGUCUUACGUUGGAUGAGGAUGUACAGACUAGAGUAAGUUCUUUUGGUUUUCAUUAUUACUUUGUGAUUGCGGUGUCUUGUUAUCGUCCCUUAGACACCUGUUCGAUUCUUGAAAACGACCACCUCCUGUGAGCGACCACUACGUCCUCGGUUUUUGGGUGGUCGCUUACGAGAGGUUCGACUGUUCAAACAAACUCACCGAUCAUACAUUUUCUUAUUGUAGGAUCACUCAUGUUAUCAUCGCACAGCUCAUCCGAAUGUACUGUAAGAAUGAUCAACUCGACGAAGCGUGGUGAGUUUUUCAACCCUGGAAGUGCAUGAGUUGCGUUUUCACCAGACCCACGAGCAUCUGGCGACUUGCACGCACAUUGUGCCCCAAAGCAGCCGGGUUAAUUAGUAGAUGCUAACCGCUUGUUUGUUCUGUUGCCUGAUUUUUAUCCCCUGAUAUUCUUGGGAGAUGCAAUCUUUUGUGUUGUUGGAAGCAAAGAGAGGAUGUGAGCGUGAAUAUGUCUCAUUUUGAACGACAAUGUUCUCUUUUGUAUCGUCACAUUGUUGCAAGGUUGUCAUUCCUAGCUCUGUGAUUGGUCAAUUUUCGGCCCGUGUCUUCCUGUACGGUUACUCUUCGGAGAAUGGGGUUCCUGUAGCUUGUUUUCUAGUUAAGGUACCGUUAUACGCGAAACGCGAAUGUCUCGCUACAGAAGAGCCUGAAUUGCUUGUAUCUUUUCAGGAAAGCACUGGACAUGUUUAAGAGCACCAAAAUCCCAGUACCAAUGUAAGUACUUCAAGAAUGUUCUUUCGACUCUUUUCAGCAGUAACCUAGUGUGUCGAACAACCUUCCCAGGUGGCUAAAGUUAAAAAGGAUUUACUUUAUUCGAGUGUCUAAUGUAUUAAGCAUGAAAAUACUAAUUAGGGACACUAUAUUAACGUCUCCUACUGGAGACCGGACCGCCAUUUUGCGUGGUUAUCCAAGCCCCGCGAAGGUCUAGCCAUUUGCAAUGCAAAGGGAGUACCUUCAUUUCUCAGUUAUUUUACGACCUUGAGUAUUGAUUUGGUCUCGGGAAUCGAACCCGCGACCUCCGGCUCUGCAGUCAAGCGUUCUACCAACUGAGCUAAUUCUGCCGUCGCUCGUUGUCUUUAACACAUGAAAGGAGACAGGGGCGUCGUACGUCACUUCGUACGUCACUUCAAUAACUUGACAACUGCAAAAACCUAUUUUUUCUUCUCUUCAGAUACUCCGCACUUAACGACAUUUUACUAAAGUCUAUGAACGAUGGUGACCAGGACAGAGUAGUGGUGAGUAUUGACCUCAGUCCUCUAUGUGUUUAGGAGCGUUAUUGGUUGCUACGCUCACACACACAAAAGAAGUCGAAUCGUGACUUUCCUAAAUAAAACAGCACCGCUGAAUGUGUAAAAUGUGUUGUCCCUUUAUUCUCAGCAAGUUUUUGAACUCAUGGCCAAGUAUGGAUACAACCUAAACAGGAAAAGGCGUUUAACGAUCUAUGACGUAUGUAAGCUUCCUACGUCCGAAAGGUGAGUAAAAAAAUUUCGUUCGUAAGAGCGGACACACUGUUCAAUGAGCUAUAGUGGAGCGGCUCCUCAACUCCCAGAGUUCGUAAGGGUCGUGGGAAACCUGGAAAGUCAUGAAAUGUAAGAAUUUCAUUUUCCAGGGGCCCGUUUCUCGAAAGUCCCGGUAACUUAACGGGCCCGGAAUCACAUUUUUAAAUCAAAGUCUCAAGAAAAGUAGGGUGUGUUCUGACUUCUAAUGAAGUCCAUUUUGUUUCGUUAGCUAAUAACUCUACUGUAUAAUUUUCAAAAUUUUUAAAACUCCCUUCUAAAAUGGAAAACAAAACAGCUUAACGGGCCCGGUAAUUACUGGGAGCUUCGAGAAACGGGUCCCUGGCCUCGAAAGUCAUGGGAUUUAAUUGUCGUUCCUGGAAAGUCAUGGGAAGUGCAGGUUGUGUUUGGCAGAUUUGUUACUGCAGAUGUCAAAGCGAGGGUAAUGUAAGAUAGAGACGAGUAUUUAAAAAGCGCGAGCGGCAACCAUUAUCAUGAACACCAGAGUUUUUGUUUGUUGAACUGAGUUAGGUCAAAAAGUACCCGAAAAUAAGGAAAGUGGAAGUGCCGACAGCUAAGCUCAAGGUCGUGGAAAAAUUAAUUGAAAGUGAUGGAAAUUGAAGAACCUAAAAGAGUACGAUAACUGAACUCCCCCAGAAACUGAAUCUUAAACACAUUUUAAUUCUCUCUUGCUGUUUUAUUCUUGGCAGGAAACGUAUAGACAUCAUGUUUAGUGACUUGUCUGUUCUCGGUAAGCGCUUUAGACAGUCUCCAAUCAAUUUUUUGUGGUUGCGCAUGACGCUGGUACGGUGUUGUUAGCGUUAAGCUGCACUAUGCGACUGUUUUGGGGAACGAAUUUUCAUGUUACUCGUAAUAGUCUUGCCUAGUCCCUAGGCCUCAUAGAUUCGGCGCGUCCUACGCGUUUCGGAUCACGUGGUCCGGCCGUUUGUCUCGAAAUGCAUUGACCGAGAAUACCAGGGAAAACGUCGUACAGGGACUAGGUAAGUAAUCGCCGAGAAAAGAAGCGCCACAGUACCCAAAUCAAUCCCAUAAUGCCAUUAGACACGACACAGACCCAGUCCCAAGCGCAACCCUUAACCUCAUUUGUUUACAUCAUUUUUUUCUUCAAGGGAAACUUCAUUUAGUUCUCUUUCUUUCUUUCUUUCUUUCUUUCUUUUUUGUUUGAAAGAUGAGCGACGAAGGCAGCAUUAUUCUCCGAAGCAAGAGGAGCAAACUCAGGAGUUUGACCUGGUCUGUUGACUUUUGUUACCGAAAACGCUGUUAAUUAUUGUAGAAAACUAAUCUGAAGUUUGAUAACGCGGAUUGCUGGUGAAUGUGGCGCCGUUUCUCUCCCAGUUAAGAGGUGUCCGAAUCCAUAAUUUUGAAAAAUAGGUAACGCAUUUCAUUUCAGUUGUAGGAUUCCAUGAAACAUUUACACCAUGCAAAACUCCUAUUGAAGAGGCUUUAUUUGAAUAGUCUCACUAAAAGAUUUAGUCCACAGUCCGUAAUCAAAAGUUAGUUCUAGACAGCAUGCUUCCGUAAUAAACUCUUAAUUAGGCUGGGACGAAACAUAGGACGCGGCAUAAGGCUAAAUCAUGGCUGUCAACAAUAAUUGGUGAAUAUUGAGAAAAAAAACCUUUUCAAAGCUGAGCUAGCCAUACUGAAAGAAAUGCGAAAACAUAGUGCUUACUGGAUGCCCUCAUAGUUUAACAACCUCGUCCCCAGGGCUUUUCCCUUAAAAAAUGGGUGGGGCCCCACCCAUUUUUUAAGGGAAAAGCCCUGGGGACGAGGUUGAUAGUUUAACUGGUAUGAACGUAGCUGAAUUUUGUCUGUAUCUUUCAUUAGGGUAAAACCUCAUUUACAAUCAAUAGCAACCCCAUUGUUGUUUCACACAGAGUCAGGGCACAUUUUCAGUGGUAUUUUUUCGUACCCCUACCCCUAUACCCACAGUAAACCAGAAAUACAGUAACAUGAGCUUGCAUUUUUGAUUUUUUUUUUUCUUUUCAGUUCAACUAGUAAUAUUCUCCAUCCAGCUGAACAGACAACCUGAAGUAAAUGCAUUUCCGAGGCACUGAGAGGAAAAGCAGAACUGAAGGAAGCUUUUCCGUCUCUUUCCGCCUUUGUUAUGUGGUAUCCAAGACGACCGAGAUGGAGAGAGAACGAUUUCCUUUUGCCUCGAGUUGAAAAGGAAAGACCAAUGAUAGCAAUUUUCAGUUGUAUCUGACACGAGCACUGGAAACGUAAUGCAUUGAACUCAAUUGUGCAAACCUGUAAAGAUCAUAGCACAAGGAAAAUUAGAUGAUCCGUCUUGUAUAGACAUUGUUCGUCCUUGUGCAUUUUGAUAAUGGUGGACUGACGAUCGCGCAACCGCCGCGAAGACAAUUUAAACCCGUUUUGUCUCCUAGUUCAAGUUAUGGCGAGGUCAUUUUUCACACUAACUUUUAAAUCUGUGGACGAAAUCCUGUGGUGUUACCAUUCAAAUGAAACCUCUUCAACAGUACUUUCACGCGAUACUAUUUAUAUUCAGUACUGUAUAUUUGUUAGUAUUUCAUGAAAAGAAAUAGCAUCGAAUUUUUGGAGUUUUUCCUUUCGCCAUUGUUAGAAGGGUUCAGACCCAUUUAUCAGUAAAAGAUUGUAAAUAUGCCGUUAUUCCUAACCCAGUGUCACUCCUAUCAUCAUCAUACGAUUGUGCUUGGGACCUCAAGAUCCGAGGACAGCGAAAUCACUUUCCCCAGUUUGAUACAAAUCUCUUUAUUCUGUCAACCCAAGCCUCGAGUUGGUGCCUUUGUUCACAGGAAUGCGGGAAAGGAGAAACGUAAACAUGACAAAUAAUGCCGGGUAAGAAUCUAUUGUUUCUAAAGAGGUGCCUCAGUAAUUUGUCAAUAAAUAUGCAUUAAGACUCGAGCAAGCGAGUCACUAGUAUCUGUAGUUUUAUUUGUGAUUGUUUAAGAAAUUGGCACGAAAGGAUAGCCUUGAAAAAGAGGGUGUUUUUUGAUGUUCCGAAUAUCAUUGUUGGUUGGCUUUUGUGUUGUGAUGGGAGUAUUGUCUAGGGUCUUUCAAUCUUUUCUAUUACGUUGUUUAGUUAUUCCAGCCGUCCGGAACACCAAGAAACUAACAAAAAAAUACACAAAAAUUCCACAACUGCGGCACUCUACUAGGCCACUCAACUAGGCCACUUCCGAGUUCAAAAAAGCCUCACUUUUAAAAUGAGGCCAAGUGCAGAGCCUUGAAAAAGAAUGAGU